This is a messenger RNA of Prorocentrum cordatum, 2371 nucleotides long. NCBI's taxonomy places the organism in Eukaryota, Dinophyceae, Prorocentrales, Prorocentraceae. The record is from the annotation of a GenBank genome assembly.
GGCUCAAGGGUCCGGGCUCGUGAAGUUUUUUCCUGGCCCCUGGCUCUUGCCUUCCCCUUGCUGGCAGCCCUUCGGCGUGCUGCGGCGCAACCGGCAAAGCCAGGCGCUGCUAACGCCAAUGAUCGUGUCGCUUAUGGACUUGCAUUGCGCCGCCGCGUCGGCGCCAGGGGUGCAGGCCGAUCGUCCAGGCCGUCGCCCCAGUGCCGAGGGCGCCGCCGCCCCCGCUGCCCCCGGCCGUGCCCCCGCAGGGGGCCCUGCCCGCGCCCCCGCCCCGCGCGGCCGCUGGAGCGCCGCCUGGCGCGCAGCCCCUGAGCCUGGAGGCGGCGGUGCUGGCAGGCCCCCACGCGGCGCUGUACCCGCCCCUUCCGCCGCCGCCGCCGCUGGCGCCCGCCCCGGCGCUGCCGCCCACUGCGCCGCGGCCGCCUGCGCCUCCGCCCGCCGGGGCGUCGCCCGAGGAGAUUGCCGAUCAUUGGAUGCCGGUGGACAGGUGCCCCCGCCGCUGCUGCCGCCGGGCACGCCAGCCGCGCCGCGGGCGCUGCCGCCGGCCUCCCUCAGGGCGUUCGACUGCGAGACCCCGCCGCCCCCCGCCACUGAGCCGCUCUUGCCGCCAGAGGCGCCAGCUGCGGCUGCGGAGUGCGGCGCCGACUCGUUGCGGUUCCCCCCGGGGCUCGGGCCGCCGCCCGGCCUGGGCUGCCCCGGGGGCGAGGCCGGGGCCCAGGGCAGGCGGCCCCAGGAUCCUGUGGCGCGGUCUGGCCCGGUCCCGACGAGGCUGGACGCAGGCCUCGACGGCACGCUGGCCGUCGGGCGCGACCUGUCGCCAGCGUUGUCGGCGAAGGCGCUCGCGAGCGCUGCGGUGUUCAUAGGCGGUGGUGGUGGUCGCAAGGAGUGCGGCAGCGACGGCCUGUGUGGGUACUGGUACGCAGCUAGCGCAUUGCUGGCGCUCUGGGGUGCUUACAAGCUAUCGUGGGAUGGGCAGGGUCUGGAGCACUGUCACAAGCACACUGUGUUGCUAUUAAUCAUGCUGUGGUGCUUGCAGGCGAUCGCGAGGCUCACAAGCGCAUUGUUGGUGCUCGCAGGUGACGGAGUGGCUCAGGUCGUCUCCGCGGAGGUUAAGCAGGCGGUGGAGGACAAGGACGGCUUCAACGAGGUUAAGGGUUCGGGUGUCACGACUAGUGCUGGCAAGAGGAGAUGCCCAUGGCUGGUGAAGCUAAGACGCCGCAAGGUUUGCAGGCGAUCCCGCAGGCUCGCGCACCUGGCGAGGCUGUGUGGCACAGCCACUCAUGUCUACAAGCCUAGAGAUCUGUCCGUGGGAUCCUGCAGGCGCUCGGCGACGGGCCCCGCUUUGGCGGGCGUCCAGGGCGUCGGCCUCGGGCGGCCCGGCGUUCGGGCCGCUGAGAUUCUGGUGCGUGCGCUGCUUCUGAUCUUGCUCUGCAGCCGUCUCGCGGGCGUCCGGCAGAAAGUCGCGCGGGCAGUCCUCUCGAGAGCGGCCAGGAUCGCCCAGGAGCGCCUGGCCGCGCCCAGAGCCUGGAACUUACAGGUCUGUAAGACCCACCUGGGCACCCGGAACUGCGACUACCGCAUGAAGCGCUACGUCUUCCGUCGCACGGUGGACGGCAUCCACAUCAUCCACCUCGGUAAAACUUGGGAGAAAUUGAUGGUCGCAGCCCGCGUCAUCGUUGCGAUCGAGAACCCCCAGGACAUUAUUGUCGCGUCCCAGCGCCCCUACGGCUCCCGCGCGGUGCUCAAGUUCAGCCAGUACACGGGCGCCAUGCCGCUGGCGGGCCGCUGGAUGCCGGGCACUCUGACCAACCAGAUCACCCAGAAGGAUACCUCGAGCCGCGGGCUGCUGAUCGUGACGACCCGCGCACGGACUGCAGGCGUGAAGGGGGCCGCCUACGCGAGCAUCCCAGUCCUCGCCCUCUGCGACACCGACUCCCGCCUGGAGAACGUGGACAUCUCCAUUCCCGCCAACAACAAGGGCAAGGAGUCCAUCGCGCUCCUGUACUGGCUGCUCGCCCGCGAGGUGCAGUACUUGCGCGGGACCAUCCAGCGCACGCAGCAGUGGGACGUGAUGGUCGACUCAUUCUUCUGGCGCGACCCCGAGGAGCUCGAGCGGCAGGAGGAGGAGAACCAGUUCCCCGCCCAGGAGUACGUCGCGCCCAAGCCCGCCGCGGCCGACGACUGGAGCGGCCAGGCCACCGGCGGGAACUGGGACGACAUGACCACGGGCGCCGCGGCCGGCAACGACGACUGGAGCGCGCCCGCGGGCGGCCAGGCCGCCGAGGGUGCCGGCAACUGGUGAGCGGCCCUUCCGGGCAGGUGGCACGCGGCCCUGGGCGCGGCGGAGCGCCCUGAUCGGCGCCCGGUGAGA